Diachasmimorpha longicaudata is the source of this 2212-nucleotide messenger RNA. It is a transcript of the gene nord, whose product is annotated as protein NDNF. Bases 557 to 2206 code for a protein of 549 amino acids. The transcript has 7 exons. Lineage: Eukaryota; Metazoa; Arthropoda; Insecta; Hymenoptera; Braconidae. The record is from RefSeq and is a predicted model, not a curated record.
GUGUAUCCCCCAACUAAGACUCCGUCGAGGAAGGGAGGACGUUGAAAGAGAGGGGAAAUUGGGUAGUCGGGUCGUUCCACUGUGUGUGCAAACCAAAGGAGUUUAGAAGUCUCCACCGCUUCAUCUCGUGUGGGCCACACGAGGGCUCUAACGGACGCGUGCUCUUCGCGUUUAAUCUCGAACCCAAUCCCACCUACCCCCCCACCGGAAAUCGGAAGUCAAAUUAUCAAAAUAGUGUGGCAACUGCAUCAGUGAUAAUUUAAAAAAUUAUCUAAAUUCAUUAUAUUUACCUGACUGAUGAUUCCCAAAUCAAACUGUUUUGAUUUUCAAUAAUUGAGAGAUAAGUGAAAAGUAAUUUUGACUAGUUUUUUUACAUCACUUUGCCGGCAUUUUUUUUUAGCAAUUUUGGGGGCAAAUUGUGUGGUAUUGUACUGUUGAAUUAUUUUGUAAAUAUUCUGAUCAUUUGUUGGGAGAGCUUUUAUCGAGCUGAGGAUUGAUUGGACAUAAAAAAUCUGAAAUUCUAAAUUGGCCAGGAGGUGGGGAAUGUGAGGAAGCAAUGGGUCUGAGUAAUUAUUUAUUUGUGCUUGUAAUAAUUAUUUUGAGUGUUGCCAAUGGUGAUGAUGCACUUGAGCAUAUGAAGAAUCAUCGGAGUGAUCGUCCAAUAAAUAAGAGUGAUCUACCGAUGAAUAUACUGCAACCAGAGUGUCAGAUAUCGGCAGAACUCCAGCCUGGGAACGUAUCAAAAUUUUAUUACCUGAGUCAUCGUGAUGGGUGGCCCCUGACAAUUCUCGUGACCCCAUGCUCGGGUCCUGUGUCCUGGACAGUGACAUCAGUCAAACCACCGGAGGAAAAUCGUCAACAGGGAGACGAGACUGGCCCACUGUCACGAUGGCCAGUUAAUCAACUUAUUCCUGGAUCAUCACCGUUAUUCAGUUACGAUGGUGAUGAGGCACAAAACUUUACGAUUCCAUGUGUACAAGCUGGCUUGUACCGUCUUGAGAUAAAAACACCGGUUGAUAGUAACAAGAUGGUGGUUAUACCAAAGACGGUGCAUCUUUAUGCUACAUCGAGUGCACUCGAUCAUCUGCCAAUAUCUUAUGAGAAUACAAGAGGAAAGAGGCACAGGGCAUUGAGAUUUCAACCGAGGAGAAAUCGUAGGAGACUCAUUGUUUCUUGGAGCAAGAGUCACGUGGAUCCACACCUGUCUACCUACUGUCUGGCUGUGACAUCGGGCACGUCACUCCACCCACCCACCCUCUGCGCAGCUAAAAAUGUCUUGGUGAUUCACUCACACUCGGGACGCGGGGGCUCCUCCAAGGAGCACGUGCACAAAAGCAAUCCCACCGGUCUUCACUGCGUUCAUCAGACACGAGUCACUCUUCACGGACUUGUGUAUGAUACUACGUACAAUUUUACGCUCUACGUGGUGAACACGCGAAAUAAUCUGUCGACGAGAGUAGCCGCAGAGUCCCUGAAAUACAAGAAAACUCGAGCCCAAGAGCUCCCCACCGGCCGCUACGUGACCGCAAAUUUGCAGAAAAAUUACGGAAUUGUGAAUUUUCGAUAUCAGCCUCAUUAUAAUGAAUCCACAGAGUUUCAUGUAUUGCCCUGUGGGGGUGGCGUCGUGAGGGCGAAGCUGAGGGGUCCUGGUGGAAUCACUAGACACAAGAAAGAGGUCAAGACCCACGAAUUACUGAAGGCCCCGGCCCUAGAGAAAGGGAAGAAGUACACCCUGAGGAUUUCGGCCGCUCCCCAGGAGCUGGGCAAGGAGUUAUCAGUGAAGGUACUGGCGACACAAGCCGGCACCAUCGAAUAUCCAGAGGUACCCUUCAAGGAACCCCCACGUGAGUUCAGCAACCUGAAGGAAUGCAAUGAGGUGACAAUCGGUGUUGAUCCUGUUGGAGCCGCCGAAUAUUGCAUUCUAGCUCGGGAAUUGCGUGGGAUAACACCAAUGAAACUCGCCGCCAUACCCACCAUCCCCGAUCAGUGUGGCCUUCACAGGCGCCGGAGGUCCGAGUAUUCUUUCGAUCAUUGUGUCAAUCGCACUGAUCCACCAGGAAACAAAGCACAAAUAUUCAAAAUCACCAAUCUGCUGCCUGGUAAAAUGUAUCAAGUGCAAAUCACAGCGCAAAUUCAUGGACAAUCACUGUCGUAUCCUUUGAUCAAAGUUCGCACGAAGAAAAACUGUUCGACUUCGCAUCGAUAAAUUGAA